ACCACAGAUGGGCUGACUGCAUUUAGAGAUUUCUUGAAGUCAGAAUUUAGUGAUGAAAACAUAGAGUUUUGGUUGGCCUGUGAGGACUUCAAAAACACCAAAAUACCAAGCCAACUUUCUGUUAAAGCAAACAAAAUAUAUUGUGAAUUCAUCAAAACUGAAGCUCCAAGAGAGGUAAAUAUUGACCAUAAAACAAGGGAACUGAUCUCCCAGAAAAUGUCACAGCCAACAGUUAAUUGUUUUGAUGACGCUCAAGAACUUAUCUUGUGCCUUAUGGCAAAGGACUCAUUUCCUCGAUUUUUAAGGUCAGAACAUUACAAAGAGUUGAUGAAGAAGCAAGAAAAUAAUGGACAAAAGAGGUUAUCCUUCUAA
Messenger RNA from Staurois parvus, 372 nucleotides. The record is from the annotation of a GenBank genome assembly. Lineage: Eukaryota; Metazoa; Chordata; Amphibia; Anura; Ranidae.